AGUGUUUACCUCAUUUCAAACCCGGAAGUGAGAGACACUACUGGUCCGCAAGUGCCUUUGCCCCGUGUCCUACCUCUUUUAUCUGUCCAUUAUUGAUCCAUAAGUCGUGGUGUGGCAUCGUUUAUAAGAGAACGCGUGCAUGUGAAGUCAUUUAAACAACGGCUUGCUAUCAUUUGUGGCGUUCUGCUCUGUCCCAGCAGGUUGGAUCACCUGGAUGUUGCGCGCGCGGGCUCUGCUCGGCUUCCUGGUGACCUCAAGGGCCGCGUGCGUCCUCGCUCAGACGGGGACAUGCGCGCAGUCUGCUGCAGCUUACAACCACAAGAAGGACUGUUUCACGAGCAGACCAGCAUCCACCAUGGCCAAGACCAUCAAAUAUCUUGGGCAGGAGGAGGCUCAGCACAUUGAUGAGGAGCUCUUCAGUGAGUAUGGCUUCAGUGUGGACCAGCUGAUGGAGCUGGCUGGACUCAGCUGUGCCACGGCCAUCGCCAGGGCCUAUCCAAUCACGUCCCUGGUCAAGGCCAGACCUUCUCUGCUCGUGAUUUGUGGCCCUGGGAACAACGGAGGAGACGGCCUGGUCUGUGCACGCCAUCUUAAGCUCUUUGGUUACGAGCCCACCGUCUUGUACCCGAAGAGGCCAAACAAGCCUCUGUUCCAGGGCCUGACCACGCAGUGCCAGAAAAUGGAGAUCCCCUUCCUGACGGAGAUGCCUGAGGCCGCAGUGAUCGACGAGGCUUACAACCUGGUGAUCGACGCCAUUUUUGGCUUCAGCUUCAAGGGCGCAGUGCGAGAGCCUUUUGGGUCCAUCCUGGAUUUGCUGAAGAAGACGACGGUCCCCGUCGCGAGCAUCGACGUCCCCUCGGGUUGGGAUGUGGAGCAGGGCAGCGCCGACGGCCUGCAGCCCGACACGCUCGUCUCCCUCACUGCUCCCAAGAAGUGCGCCCGCUUGUUCCGGGGACGCCACCACUUCCUCGGAGGGCGGUUCGUGCCCCCGGGCCUGGAGAGGAAGUACCAGCUCAACCUGCCCCGGUACCCGGGCCUGGACUGCGUGUUGAAGCUGUAGAUGACUUGGAUGAGAAGAUCCAUUCCAGCAUUAAGACUGGAACCGGGCGUGAAUGGUGGGACCAGUCAACACGUGGCUUGUUUGUCUUCGUCUUGACGCCCACAGAAAUGCAAAAAUAGCGACUUGUUUUGGCUCGUGUAGUUAUGUUCUAACUCACAGCAUGAAAGGGAUGUAUUGUCGAACCUUUGGAGACGAAAACAAACCAAUAAAUGAAAAUAAUACAACUUA
Molecule: messenger RNA, 1288 nt
Organism: Pungitius pungitius (ninespine stickleback)
Lineage: Eukaryota; Metazoa; Chordata; Actinopteri; Perciformes; Gasterosteidae
Gene: naxe
Product: NAD(P)HX epimerase
Exons: 7
Coding region: 215-1060 (281 amino acids)
Cellular component (GO): mitochondrion
Molecular function (GO): NAD(P)HX epimerase activity
Source: RefSeq, a predicted model, not a curated record